AAUUAACGUGAGUGAAGAAAUAGGAAUUGCAUCUCAGGAAAUAAAGCAUGCAUCUCAGGAAAUUGCAAAAUUAGGAAACCCUGAUUGCGGAUUUGUGAUCGAUCAAUUUCAACAUAGGACAAUCCAGAUUCCAGAGGCUGUCUGGCUCAGGGUCCAUCGGCGAAGAAGCUCGGAGCAGAUCAGCCUCAAGCAACUGCAACAGCUACGAUGUCUCAACGCACAAAAAGCACAAAAUCUUCCGAUGAUAUCGAAGCAAAAAACUCGGCGCAUAAGCUUAAGGAGCUUGAGAUUACUGUCCCUAUUGUCUAUGGAAAUAUUGCGUUUUGGCUUGGUAAGAAGGCAAGCGAGUAUCAGUCUCAUAGAUGGACUAUUUAUGUUCGCGGGGCAACAAACGAAGAUCUUGGCGUAGUAAUAAAACGAGCAGUUUUCCAGUUGCACUCGAGUUUUAAUAACCCAACAAGGGUUCUGGAUGCUCCUCCUUUUGAGUUGUCAGAGUGUGGAUGGGGUGAAUUUGAGAUUGCUAUUACUCUUUAUUUCCACAAUGAUGUUUGUGACAAGCCGUUGCACUUAUUCCACCAUCUAAAGCUAUAUCCGGAGGAGGAAUCUGGCCCUCUUUCCACAAAGAAGCCUAUAGUUGUUGAAUCAUAUGAUGAAAUUGUUCUAACCAAACCUUCUGAGGCUCUCCUUUCUCGUGUACAGAAUCAUCCAGCAGUAAGUGUGCCCAGACUACCUGCGGACAUGGCUUUACCUACCACAGCACCAUUAGAUGAUGUUGAUAGAAGAAAGAGAGGUGACACCAAAGAUAAUCCCCUAAGCCAAUGGUUCACUAAUUUUUCCGAGGCAGAUGAGCUCUUAAAAUUAACAGCAGCUCGCCAGCAGGUACAAGGCCAUAUUGCAAGGCUUCGAAGGCAGUUGAGCAUGGUAAGUGGGCAGCAGCAGCAGCAGAAAUCUGGAACAGAGUUUUGAAAUUGCAUAAUUUUAUCUACCCGAGUCAAAGGUUUGAGAAGUCAAAGUUGUGCUAUUUUUUGUGUGUGCACGAAUGUACGGAUUAUAAUAUUGCUGUUUUGUAAAAUGUCCCUUUCUGUUCAUUUUUUCAAAAAAUGUGGAAUAGUAGUGCAUAUGUACCAAGAAAGAACAUAACCAAACAUAGAUAAUUUUAUGUAUUUCAUCGCAUUCCUUGGAAUAGUAGUGCAUAUGUACCAAGAAAGAAUAUACCAAACAGAG
Molecule: messenger RNA, 1224 nt
Organism: Cuscuta epithymum
Lineage: Eukaryota; Viridiplantae; Streptophyta; Magnoliopsida; Solanales; Convolvulaceae
Source: the annotation of a GenBank genome assembly